GAGCCCCACGACGAGAGAGACUCCCUCACUCUCGCAUGUUCAGAGAUUCCAGCCUUGGUCGUUGACGCCUCGUCUGUGUGAUUCUCCCUGGUCUUUCUAUCCAGUCCUUUGUCCCCGUUUCUGGCACCUUCCUCUCUUCGAAAACCCAACACCGCGGGACCAGCCAUGUCCGCCGAAGAAAAAGGUCAAGCCACGGCCUUCGACGUCGGGCAGCAUGAUGACGCUACUGCCACCACUGGGAAACAGCCCAGCGUCGACUCCUCGGACGACGAGUUCUCGCCCGAGGAGCAGCGCCGCAUCAUCCGCCGCAUCGACCUCCGCCUCGUGCUGACCUGCGGCUUCAUGUACUGCAUCAGUCUCAUCGACAGGACUAACUUGGGCGCCGCUUCCAUUGCCGGCAUGACGACGGAGCUGAAUCUGAUUGAGUAUCGCUAUUCGCUUCUCGUGCUCGUCUUCUUCAUCACUUACGUUCUCUUCCAACCACCAGCGACUAUCCUUUGCCGCAAGGUCGGAGCCCGACGCUUUCUAGGUGGCAUUUGCUUCCUCUGGGGAGUCGUCAUGCUUUCACACGGUCUAAUCAAUAAAUGGACCGACAUGAUUCCCCUGCGUCUCCUCCUUGGUCUCUUCGAGGCUGGCUUCUUCCCCGGUUGUCUGUAUCUCAUCUCCACCUGGUAUACCCGCUACGAACUGCAUCAGCGCUACUCGCUCUUCUACCUCGUUGGCUGUGUUGUGACGGGCUUUGGCGGCAUCCUUGCCUACGGACUUAUGCAGAUGGACGGCCUCGGCAACUACUCGGGCUGGCGUUGGAUCUUCAUCAUGGAAGGCCUGAUCACAGUCGUUGUCGCAGUCAUCGGCUACUUGGUCCUCGUCAAUUUCCCAGACCAGUCGGGGGACCUGGCAUGGAAGUUCCUGUCAGAGCGCGAGCUCAACUGGGUCAUUCGCAGGAUCGACAACGACCGUGAAGACACCGAGGUCGAGCCCUUCAACCUUCGGAAGUGGGCCAGCAACGGGCUCGACCCGAAGAUCUGGGGUUUCUCGUUCAUCUACUUCCUCCUCACCACGACGACCUACUCCAUCGCCUACUUCUUACCCGUUAUCCUCCGCGGAAUGGGAUUCUCUGUCGCGGCAUCCCAGUGUCUCGUGGCGCCGCCGUAUGUUAUGGCUGGCAUCAUCAUGACCGCUACCUCGUGGAUCGGAGACAAAUACCGGACCAAGGCUCCUAUUCUCAUUUUCAACGCCGUGCUAACCAUUAUCGGAAUUGCAGUCAUGGGCUGCGCAACUGGCACCGGCCCUCGCUAUUUUGGUGCGUUCUUGACGACAGCGGCGGCGAAUGCAAAUAUUCCAACCAUCAUGACUUACCAGGCAAAUAACAUCCGCGGCCAGUGGAAGCGAGCGUUCUGCUCAGCAAGCCUCAUCGGCGGUGCCGGGCUCGGCGGUGUGGCGGGGGCGCUGAUCUUCCGGUCCCAGGACGCCCCACUGUACCGGCCGGGCGUGUACGCCACCAUCACGGCCAACAGCCUCGUCAUCAUCGUUUCGCUCAUGCUCACGAUUUACUUCAGAAUCUGCAACCGGAAGGCCGAUAGGGGAGAAAUGAUCAUCGAGGGACUGGCGACGUUCCGAUACACCAUCUGAGAUACAGACUCCACUGCCUCUCGGGUCGCAGGGCGGCUGCAUGUUGGUCCUUGUCUGUUUCGGACAACUGUCGA
Phialemonium atrogriseum is the source of this 1706-nucleotide messenger RNA. RefSeq names its product major facilitator superfamily domain-containing protein. The coding region runs from base 166 to 1632 and encodes 488 amino acids. Lineage: Eukaryota; Fungi; Ascomycota; Sordariomycetes; Cephalothecales; Cephalothecaceae. The transcript is spliced from 6 exons. The record is from RefSeq and is a predicted model, not a curated record. Gene Ontology annotation, cellular component: membrane. Gene Ontology annotation, biological process: transmembrane transport. Gene Ontology annotation, molecular function: transmembrane transporter activity.